Molecule: messenger RNA, 3826 nt
Organism: Corythoichthys intestinalis (scribbled pipefish)
Lineage: Eukaryota; Metazoa; Chordata; Actinopteri; Syngnathiformes; Syngnathidae
Gene: mov10l1
Product: Mov10 like RNA helicase 1
Exons: 27
Coding region: 251-3676 (1141 amino acids)
Biological process (GO): regulatory ncRNA-mediated post-transcriptional gene silencing
Cellular component (GO): cytosol; P granule
Molecular function (GO): helicase activity
Source: RefSeq, a predicted model, not a curated record
UGAAUCAGGCCUCGAAGAACGUUUUAUGAAAUUCCCUCCCUCCAUUUCACAAUCUCCAAAGCCUUGGCACAUCACGAUUUAGCAAAAAUAUCUGAGCAAGUAUAUUUUAUACAUAGGUCAGAUUUUCACCGUACAAUACAAUAUUUUAAGGUCAAGCUAAUUUGAGCGUUGGAAAAACAGGUGCUAAUUUGCAUCUAACUCACACAAGCUAGCCAGCAGGUUGAAGUAAACUUGGAACGAGGUAGCCGACAUGUUUUCAGCUGUAAGAGGCAUACUAUCUAAACUAGUCUCCCCAUUGUGGAGCACUGCACAGGUGGAUGCUGAUGGCGGUUCACGUUCACCGGACUCGGAGACCAUUCGCCAGCUCUGCGACGGCGUGGUGACCCAGCUGAGUCUAGACUACGGCCUAAUAGAUGACGCCAUUUACUUCACCAGUGGCGUGGUGCUGGGUGGGGUGCCGCUCAAAGUAGGUGACAUGGUGAACUGCAUUGCCGUGGGAGAUGGCGCCCAAGGCGGAUGGAAAGCUCUCAGGGUGAUGAAGAGUUGUGAUGCAUGGGAAGGUAGAGGAGGAAUAUCUGUGGAAGAUGAAUGUGCCCAGCUGCGACCUCUCAUCGGAAGAGUCACGUCGUAUGACGGCAAAGGUGGCCAAAUCAACAACACCACUUACUUCUCGUGCUCCAGUCUAUGGGAAGGUUACGAGCCCAUGAAAGGAGAUUGGGUACAAGCAACGUAUUUAAUUGACCCCAACCAAUGGACCACACAGGCUCAAUCUGUUGCCCCUUUACGCUUUUGCCGUCUUAAUCAGGUGCGUGUGACCAGCAUUUACGAAAAAGAGGGUGUAGUGGGAGACAGUGUGUUCUUCUGCCUGGACUCACUGAUGCUUCCUGCGCACUACAGGCCCUUACCAGGCCAUGUUGUGAACUUGGUGAUGUUGGAGAGCAGCCAGUCCCGCUACCACUGGAGGGCCCUGUGCAUGGCCCCAUGCACAGAGGGUUUGGUGCCAUCCCCGAUACACAUGCCAAUGGCUGCCCUGGAAACAUUGAUGGAAAACAAAGAAGGGUUGGAUGUAACAUGUUAUGGCCAAUUUGGAGAUUUGAUGGUCGGAGAAUCCAGGGAGCUAGUGUUAUGGAUACAGAACAAAGGCUCAAAGACACACCAUCUCAAGUUCUGCAACUUUGCUGGCUGGGACUCUGAAGAACAGUUCUUUCUGAAAACACUUGAGAGGGAACUCAAAGAACCUGCGUCUGACUCUUGUCCCGUUCCUGUGGAAGAACGAGGAAGUCAUGCUGGAGCGACAGGUGGCAAGGAGACGCAGCACUCUCUCGGUGUGAGAAGGGAAGAAAGAGGGGCAGAUAUUCCUCCAGGAGAGAGACUGUGUGUUGUAGUGGGUUGCCAAGCAAAGAGCCUGGGAAGCUGCGCUGAGCUCCUGUUGCUGCACUUCUCCUCCUUCGACAUCGGAAGGCGCCUGGAAGUAACGGUUUGCUGUAAUGAUGAGCGUCUGCUGCUGCCGCAUGUGCCUUACAGUCAAGUUGACACCAAGCCUGUCCGGGUGGCACCUUCUCAUGUAAUCACCAUCACUGCUCCCCAGGAUACACUCAGGCUUCCAAACCGACAUCUGCCAUCCUUUCUACCUUCCUAUACGGUGCCACAGGCUUUGAGAGACUGCGUGGCUGGGCAGAAAGACAUCCUUGUCAUCCAACCCUGUUUAGGAGAAGUGCUGUCAGCCUCUAAUGCACAGGCCCGUUUCUCUACACUCUUGUGGAUGGAGGAGAUUCAUGCCGAGAAUGAACUGGGAGGGUUUACUAUCCAAGGAGUGCUCCUCAGGAAAGGUGUCGUCUACCUUCACCUUGAGAUCCUUGGCUUGGCUGAGGGGAGGCCCUAUCUCACUAUAGGUGACAGAAUUCUGUUGAAGAGUCCACAGAGCGAUGGCGGUGUAAUGGAGUAUGUUAGCUAUGUUGUUGAGAUCAAUGACGAAGAUGUGAGUUUGAGAGUCAACUCAGACUUUCACCACUCCUACCUUGGCGAGCCUCUUGAUGUUGAAUUCUGUUACAAUAGAACAACCAUGAAGCGUUGCCACCAUGCAGUCGAACAGAUCAAAUCCUUUGUGGAGACAGUUUUCUUCCCCAACAAAGUUGCUGCUCAGACACCUCAGUUGACAGUGAAGUGGUUAGAUGAAGAUGACCAAAAUAAAGCACUGGACGAAAAUGAGCUGGCCCCAGCAAAAGAAAAUGGACUGUCACCAAACAUUUCCGUCAACAGCAAGUCAGAAGCAACACAAACUAAAGAUAGCAAUGUGCCACUCAAGCCCACCCCCAGACUAGGCCACUUCUUCAACCGUGACCUCAACCCUGCUCAGAAGGAAGCAGUGAAGAGAAUCCUGGCUGGAGAGUGCCGUCCUACCCCAUAUGUGCUAUUUGGACCCCCGGGCACUGGGAAGACUAUCACCCUCAUAGAAGUCAUACUACAGGUGUACCACUUUGUUCCUAGUGCCCGCAUCCUUGUAUGCACGCCCUCCAACAGCGCAGCUGACCUGAUCUGCCUCCGUUUGCACAAUAGUGGCCUCAUGCAUACAGCAAGCAUGGCCCGUGUCAAUGCCUCUUACAGGCAGGACAAGAACAUUCCCGAUGUGCUGAGGCCAUACUCGAAGGCUGGCGAGGACCUGUCUUUUGCCUCCUUUCACCGUAUAGUGGUGAGCACUUGCUCGAGUGCUGGCUUGUUCUACAAUUUAGGACUCCGAGUCGGACAUUUUACUCAUGUAUUCCUGGAUGAGGCAGGUCAGGCAACAGAACCAGAAUCAAUGAUCCCAAUCAGCCUCAUUUCAGAAAUAGAUGGACAGAUAGUGUUGGCCGGCGACCCGUGCCAACUAGGACCCAUAGUAAAGUCCAAGAUAGCGUCAACCUUUGGCCUUGGUUUGUCCCUGAUGGAGAGGCUCAUGGCCAAUCCGCUUUAUGCAAGACAUCAGUGGGGAUACAAUCCAAAGCUGGUUACUAAGCUGAUCUACAACUACCGUUCUCACGAGGCUCUGCUAUCAUUACCCUCUAAGCUUUUCUACCAUGGAGAACUGUGUGUCAGAGCCCCUAAAGAUGUUGUGGACUCCCUCUGCCAGUGGAAAACUCUGCCUAAAAAAGGCUUCCCUCUUCUUUUUCAUGGCAUCAGGGGAAAAGAAAUGAGGGAAGGUAAUAACCCAUCAUGGUUCAAUCCAGCAGAGGCUGUGCAGGUCAUGUUGUACUGUUGCCAAUUGACCAAGAAACUGUACAACCCAGUGGACGCCUCCCAGAUAGGAAUAAUUUCCCCCUACAGGAAACAGAGUGAGAAGAUCCGUAUCCUCCUGGGUAAAGUGGGCCUCUCCGAUAUAAAAGUUGGCUCUGUGGAAGAGUUCCAAGGACAGGAAUUCUUGGUCAUCAUCCUGUCAACGGUACGCUCUAACGAAUUAGCAUCGAGCGACGAUUUGCAGAGUGCGCUGGGCUUUCUUGCUAAUCCAAAGCGCUUUAACGUGGCCAUCACACGCUCCAGGGCUUUGCUGCUCAUCAUUGGAAACCCCCACCUUCUCAUUAGGGAUACAUGUUUCAGGGCACUGCUUAACUAUUGUUUUACCAACGGGGGAUAUCUGGGCUGUGAUCCCCCUCCUGCUAUUAGAGACUCUCAGAUAGCUGCAUCGAUUGACAAUGCUGAAUGACAGAUGUUUUCGCAUUGGACUUCUAAGCUUAGUUCCUCUUGGUUUUUCCCCUGUUUGCCAAGUGAGUGAUUGACUUCAUCUCUACUAUUGGUUUGCUUUACAUGAGAGCAAUGUAUGCUCAGUGGCUACAAAUAAAAAUUUUACAUCUUA